Molecule: messenger RNA, 1316 nt
Organism: Alternaria rosae
Lineage: Eukaryota; Fungi; Ascomycota; Dothideomycetes; Pleosporales; Pleosporaceae
Exons: 1
Coding region: 347-1057 (236 amino acids)
Source: RefSeq, a predicted model, not a curated record
GCGGAUCGGGUUGAGCGGAACAGCUAGACCGGCGCAAACACGAUUUCAGAUCUAAAAUAAUCAGGUUGGCAGCGCGCAGGGAUGGGGUCAAGUUUUGGGACGCUGGCGGUGGGGUGGAUGUGGGUGCCACAUGGUGCGUCAGACUGCAUGACGGGUGGCUCGAGUGCGACAGGGGUAGCAGGUACCUUGAAGCUUCAAACCGGUUCCUGUUCCCAGGCCGCUUUUCUCUUAUUAACGAAUUGCGCCGUGGCUCUGGACUCGCAACAAUUCCCGAAGCACAUUCAGCUCGUUACGCAUCACCCGUCUAACUAUUUCCCACCCACCCAAAGACCAUCCAAACAGCACCAUGGCGGACACAGUUGAAGAGACCAAGCAGUCUGUCUCCGGAGAGGGAAACGCGGAUGCCAACGCCUCGGUAGGCGCAAAGGGCAGUGCGGAAUCAUCGAGUAAGAAAACCGAAAGGAAGACGCCGAAGAAGCUGGGCGGAAAGAAGCCUCAACAGCAGCCCACUCCUGACGCCACUCCUGCCCCCGAAAGCGAUGGCGAAGGGAAAGCUGAGCAAGAGGACGCAGAAUCCAAGAAGCAAACCAACGGCGGCGACGCUGACAACGAAUCCGACGAACCCCAACAAGAAAAGUCAAAGUCGCAAUCGAGACGCCGCCAGUCGCGUGGCCGCGGCCGACGAGGCGCAGAUUCCGGUGCCGAGUCUGAUGCGCGAUCCGACGUGUCCCAAUCUGGAGGCCGUCGCAACCGCCAGCGCCAAAAGAAGGGCGGCAAGGGUGGAGGUCCGCUAGACGACAUCACCGAGAACGUGCCUGGAGCCGAUGCACUUGGCGGAGCCGGCGACAUGGUCCAAAACACUGCUGGUAACGCCGUCAACCAAGUUGGAGACACUGCUGGCAAGGCCCUCGGAGGUCUCACUGGCGGCGGCGGUGGUGAAGAGGAGGGUGGAAAGGACGGAGGCGAGCAGCUGAGGCUACGCCUUGAACUCAACCUCGACAUUGAGAUCCAGCUGAAGGCCAAAAUCCACGGUGAUCUCACGCUUGGACUGCUGUAAGUCAAGCCUGCAGCCAUUUAUCACCGAAGCCAAAUGCUAACUUUACGCAGUAACUAGGAGUCGACCGAUGAUGAAUGCACGAAACGCAUCGAUUGCUAUAAUGGGAGAUCACAACGGCGUUGGAUUUGGAGUUUUGCAUGUAGUGUUACGAUACGUAUUGCAGUAUAUACCACAUAACAAAUGACUUGCACCAUUAUUACCUGUCGAACUAUUGCGCUGACAUGCUAACGGGUUGGUGUUCUUGGUUGUCGAGUCUCAG